This is a messenger RNA of Penaeus monodon (black tiger shrimp), 1457 nucleotides long. It is a transcript of the gene Fen1, whose product is annotated as flap endonuclease 1-like. The transcript has 8 exons. Gene Ontology annotation, molecular function: manganese ion binding; 5'-flap endonuclease activity; RNA-DNA hybrid ribonuclease activity. Bases 36 to 1271 code for a protein of 411 amino acids. Gene Ontology annotation, cellular component: nucleus. Lineage: Eukaryota; Metazoa; Arthropoda; Malacostraca; Decapoda; Penaeidae. The record is from RefSeq and is a predicted model, not a curated record.
ACAAAAGUAAACAAAAGCUGUUUGGCGGGACUUGAAUGCGUGUCGUGGCGAGACCCCUUCGGCCUCUUGCGUCUCUCUUAUUACGCCAUUUAUCGCCUCUCUCUCCUGUCUCCCGUUCGCAGUCUCGCACCAUGGGAAUAUUAGGGCUCUCCAAGUUAAUAGCUGACGUGGCUCCUUCGGCUAUUAAGGAGAAUGAGAUGAAAAAUUACUUCGGCCGUAAGGUGGCUGUGGACGCCUCCAUGAGUCUGUACCAGUUCUUGGUGGCUGUACGACAGGAGGGUAACCAGCUCACUUCAGCUGAUGGCGAGACAACCAGUCACUUGAUGGGAUUCUUCUACCGUACAAUCCGUAUGGUUGACAAUGGUAUCAAGCCAGUGUAUGUAUUUGACGGCAAACCCCCUACCAUGAAGGGAGGGGAGCUGGCCAAGAGAGCAGAGCGGAGGGAAGAAGCUCAGAAACAGCUGGAGAAAGCUGAGGAAGCAGGUAAUGUUGAAGAAAUCGACAAGUUCAGCCGUCGCUUGGUGAAGGUAACAAAGCAACACAAUGAAGAAGUCAAGAAACUGCUGAGCCUUAUGGGCAUUCCAUAUGUGGAUGCUCCUUGUGAGGCUGAGGCUCAGUGUGCUGCCCUUGCCAAAGCAGGAAGGGUAUAUGGUGUUGCAACUGAGGAUAUGGAUGCCCUGACCUUUGGCACACCGGUGUUGUUGCGACAUAUGACCUUUAGUGAGGCGCGAAAGAUGCCCAUCAAGGAGUUCCAUUUACCAAAGGUCUUGGAAGAACUGGAACUCUCCCAUGAUGAGUUCAUUGAUAUGUGCAUCCUCCUGGGCUGUGAUUACUGUGAUAGCAUUAAGGGCAUUGGGCCCAAGCGUGCCAUUGAACUCAUCAGAACCCACAAGUCAAUUGAAAAAAUCGUCGGCCAACUUGACAAAAAAAAAUACCCAGCUCCUGAGGACUGGCCAUAUACCGAGGCUAGGAGGCUGUUCCUUGAGCCUGAGGUCAAAGCUGCUGAGGAAGUGGAGCUCAAGUGGAACGAACCAAAUGAAGAGGAGCUGAUAAAGUACAUGUGCGAAGAGAAGGGCUUUGCCGAGGACAGAAUACGCAAUGGGUGCAAGAAGCUGACCAAAGCUCGCAACACCACAACACAGGGACGACUUGACUCCUUCUUUAAGGUUCUACCAUCCCCAACCAGCUCGACUAAUAAGCGCAAGUCAAACGAAAAGCCAGGAGCAGCAAAGAAAGCAAAGACUGGAGGUAGUGGCAAGUUUAGGCGAUGAAAUCUCGGCCGAGGCAUCAGCUAGACAAGAAACCAUUUUUUUUUUUCUUCUAUAUUCCAUUUGAGAUUACCUUAUGUAAUGUCUUUAGGUGUUUGAAGUUGCUACGUUCAUUAUCUUAUGGUGUUCUUGUGUAUUAUUUUUUUUUUUAGCCUUGUAUAAUUUUUACAUUUGCUUUCAUGUUUUCCU